Molecule: messenger RNA, 5856 nt
Organism: Onychostoma macrolepis
Lineage: Eukaryota; Metazoa; Chordata; Actinopteri; Cypriniformes; Cyprinidae
Exons: 23
Coding region: 159-5042 (1627 amino acids)
Source: RefSeq, a predicted model, not a curated record
CCGUGUGAUGCGCGCGGAAUGGGCUCAACAUGGCGGAAACUCUAGCGCUUGUCCCGGUUCUGACCGUCUCCCGGUGCCGCUGCAGAGUAAGUUUGUUAUAAAGUUCCCAGAGGAGUUAUUAUGGAAACACCGGCGGCAGAAGAGAGACUCCGGUGAAGAUGAACGCAGAGCUCCAGGCCUCCGCUGCUCCCCUGCCCUCAGAUCACCUGCUGCGCUCCGGAGCGGUCAUCUUCCCCGGUGCGUUUGACCAGCACGGCUGUCCUCUGGUGGUGUUUCCAGCCGAGGCUCAGGGUAAACUCCCAGAGGAGCUCAGCACAGAGGAGGUGUCUCACUUCAUACACUACUGUCUGCGCCUGCACAACAUAAGAGGCGAGGAGAGCCUGCUGUCUGUGGUUGUUGAUUUGAGGCAGGCCAGCCUCGCCAUCGCACGCUUUAUCGCUGAAACUCUCCUGUUGUUGGAGUUUUCCAGAAGGAUCAUCCACUCGGUGUAUAUUGUUCAACCAAAGAAGAAAGAUGUCCUGAAGCAGCUGGGGAAGCUCCUGACACAGAGCGGCUCCAAGCAGCACAGACCUGUCCUCUUCAAACGCAUCUUCCUCAAAGAGGUUUUUGAGCUUUCCAACUACAUCGACAGAAGCCAGUUACCGUCUAGUUUGGGUGGAUACCUCAUAUACUGCCAUAAGAGCUGGGUUGCCUUUGUUAAGGAGAUCGACGCGUUCGUGCAGGAGUUUCUGUCGGUGGUGAACAGACUGCCGUCCUGUAUCUGGACUCUGCAGACGCUCGCCAAGCGUCCCGUGCCGGCAGACCUGGAGCGGCUGCAGGAGUUCUGCUGUGUGAACCAGGCACGCUUCCAGCAGCUCCGGAGGGAUCUUGGUCUGGAUGACUUGUUGAAGCACUGCGAGGGUUUGUUGGAGAAGCUGCGUUUCCCAGAGAAUGAGCCCUGUUUUCAUACAAUGGCUGGAACGCUCCUCUACACGCACACCUCGCUAGAGAUGCUCCACAACUACAACCGGAUAACCGCAGCGGUGGAGAAGGUGGAGUUGCUGUGGCAGCAGGUGUUUUCCAGAGCCCAUGUCCAGCUGCAGCUCCUCCAUCUGCAGCGAGAAGCCCAGCAGAUCCAGGAGCAGAUGGUUGCGUUGCACAGGGAGAAAGUUCAGCUCUACAGGAUUGAAGUGGCUAAAGACGCGCACAGAGCUGAAGAGCUCCGGCUGGAGUUUGAGGCUUCAGUAUACACUCAUGCAAUGGCGCUGGUUCGCCGCGCGGAGGACGUCAUGCACACGUUAGCGGAGACUGUUCCGCUCAGCGAGAGAAAGCCUGCGGAGCCGUGGCUGGAGGACUUGGCCAGACUGAAGGAGAACCUCUACUCUGCUGUUCAGCAUCUCUACCAGACUCUGAGGACCGUGUCUGACUUCCAUCACACCUGCAACAGAUGUAAGAGCUGGUACGGUGCAGUGCUGUGCGAGAGCCUCCUGCAGGAGCUGCUGUGGAGUGGACACUGUGAGGUCAGCCGAUCCCCGGACCUGUCCAGCUGCAGACGAGGAGUCCAGAGCUUCCUCAGGAGAAACCCCUGUCCGGAGGUGCAGGAGCUGGUCAAGCUGGCGCAUCUCUCUAGCGCUACAACCGACCCGCACCUUCGGCACACUGGCACGCAGCUGUCUCACAGAUGCAUGACUCUGAGGAGACUCUUGACCUCACCUGGAGCCGUUCCCCUUCACGACCUUCAGCUUGCCCUCCAGUGGCAGUACGAGUUCCUCAAGGGUCACCACAAGACCUCUGACAUCACUUCCCCCGAGGACGAGCGCGUUUCCUGCGGCCUGCCUCCAGACUCGGCCGCUCAUGCGGUUUCUCCGUGUGAGAGCUUGUGUGAUUUAGCUAAGUGGCCUUCUGUUGGCGAUCACCGGAUCUCGUCCGCUCUGGGGUCUUCUGCAGGCAAACCUCCCUCUCUCAGCUCCUUUGACUCUGGCUUCGAUGGAGCGGCUAGCAGUCACCUGGACAGCAGGAGCAGAAGAGAGCCGCUGCCUAGGAUUCUGGGAAACGGAGACUCUGCUUUCAAGUCCAAACCUCUGCAUGGACAGAUCCACGAGGAGAACAUUGUGAGUGUGUCUGAUUCUGAAGACUCUCGUGAAGAGCUAGGGUUUAGUUUAAAGAGGGAGUCCACUCGCGCCAGCAUUCAGAUCGUUCCCAAAAUUACCUCGGACUCUCUGAACCUGGAGAUCAAGGUGAAGCGCUCCGCUACGCUGCCCAAGAACCCCUGGCUGAGCCUCCCGAUAGAUGACCUGGAGAGCUCUUAUACGGUCACCAUUACGCCCAGCUCUUCCAGAGACCCGCGGAGCCAGGCACGAGAUCGAGACCGGCCCUCUCCGACGGAGGAGCUGGGAUCCGCUCCGCUCCAGAGCCAGGAGAGCUUUGAGGAGUCGGAGCUGGAUCCUGUGGGAAAUGUUCUGUCCAGUACCUUAACGGAUAAUGAAGACAAGCCCAGCAGCACGGUGGAUGGGGAUCCUUCUCUUCUCUGGGACACGUUUGAUCUUCACAAUCUCAGACAGGACUCUUACGAACGGUUGGACGUGUCUCUCGGUGACUGGGUUCAGAGAGAGCAACAGGAGCUGAGAGAGGUGGAGGAGACUUUAGACCGAGCAGCUGAGAUACUACAGGAGGAGGAGAAUGUGCUUUCACAGGAGGUGGUGCUGGAUGAGCUGUUGAGGUCCGAGGACUUGCACAAACACUGGCCCUUAUGGGCUGAAGGACACCAGCUCAGUACAAUGUCCCCAAGAGAGCUGGCGGAGUCUGGCGUGAUCGGACUGGACGAUCAGCGUGACCUCACUUCCCCUGACUCUGAGGCGCUGAGAUCCUGUGAGGUUUGUGAAGAUGACACUGACGCCUCAGGAUUAUCUGAUAAAAGUCCAUCCACACGUGAAGGGCCUGUGCAGCAGGACACGGGAUGUCCUGAGGAACACCGACGCGGGAUCCUUCGGGAGCUGAGACUCAUUCAAGCUCUCGAGGAGCGAAUUAUGGAGGAGCACGUGAAGCUGGAGGCCCAGCGCUGCAGAGAGACGGAGAGCCUGGGCCCCGAGGAGCCGGAGCCGGAGCCGGUCAGGGAGAGGAGCGUGUUCCUGCAGCAGCUGGAGCAGGAGAAACAGCAAGUGGAGAAGAUGGAGAGAAGCCUGAGCAGAGAGAUGGGGAGAGCGGGCAAGAAGAGGUCCAGCAGAGUUGUGACGUGUUCAGUCAUGGAGAGGAACUCGACGCUGAAAGAUCUGGACGACGAGCUGUUGAGGAGCUGUGGGCUCCAGUCGCUUCCAGACUCAGACGAACCUCAGCGUACAGACACUGAGAAAACCUCUUCUGAUUUGGUUUCAAACACAGAAGAGUGCACCAGUACAAAUCCAGCUGGAGAUGCUGAUCUCACAGACUCGAGUUUGACUUCUGAGCCUGCUUCUACCGCGAGCCUCGGACGACUUGACUCUGAAUCCCUUCAGUCUUGUCACAGACAAACCACUCGAGGCAACAGGCUCACGGAGACCGGAAAACUGGAAGAGUCCAGCGCAGUCCCAUCUCUCCCGGCCAGCGCACACGUGUAUCCUGGGCAUUCGGAGGAUGAAGCGUCUCCCUGCGGCGGUCCAGACGGUGCCGAUCUGCUGGAGACGGAUGAAGCGUGCUCGACUCAGGACAGCGCUGAUGUACGAGGUGCGUUUGAUCCUGGAGGCGUCUCGAUCGCGGCGCGGAGGCGAGAGGAGAGCUGUCCAUCAGACUGUGAAGCUCAGGCAUCAGUCGUUCCCUCAGAGAUCAUGCAGAACAAUAACAACAACACCGCAGUGCUGUGCAGUGCAGAGACCCCGGGGAGCGCGGGCUCCUGCACCGAGACGCAGGAGGACUCUGACGGAUCCAUGAGAGCGGCCUGCGGAUCUACUCUCCAGCAGCUCCACGCAUCCAGCAGACAGAUGAGUGACUAUAAGACGCCCAUCGUGCUGGACACGGGCUCCGGUCUGAUGAAGGCUGGGUUUGCAGACCAGGACCUUCCAACUACAGUGUUCCCCACCGUCAUCGGCCGUCCCAAAUAUGAGGAAGUAAUGAACGGCUGUGUGGACCGAGAGCUGUAUGUGGGGCAUGAUGCGCAGCACAUCAGAGGAGUGCUGACCCUCAAGUAUCCCAUCAGAAACGGCAUUGUGAGCAACUGGGAUGAGAUGGAGAUGAUCUGGCAUCACGCGUUCCAGCAGCUGUGUGUGUCUCCUGAGGAUCAUCCGGUGCUGCUGACCGAGGCCGCCAUGAACCCGCUGCAGAACCGCCAGCGCUCCGUGGAGCUGAUGUUUGAGGCCUUCAGCGUCCCGCUCGCCUUCGUGGCCCUGCAGGCCGUUCUGGCGCUCUACGCCUCGGGACGAACCACCGGGGUGGUGCUGGACUCCGGUGACGGCGUCAGUCACAGUGUUCCUGUGUUCGAGGGUUACUGUCUGCCUCACGCCGUGCAGCGCUUUGAUCUGGCCGGAUCCCACGUCACCCUGCAGCUCCAGAAGCUGCUGCUGGAGCAGGGUGUGUGCAUGCAGACGUCUGCCGAGCUGGAGAUCGUGCGUGAGAUGAAGGAGAGGUGCUGCUGUGUGGCGCUGGAUUACGACGCAGCGCUGAAGAGCGCCUCGGAGGUGCACUACACGCUUCCUGACGGGCGGAUCGUCUCGCUGGCCUCCGAACGCUUCCGUGCACCGGAGAUCCUCUUCAGGCCGGAGCUGAUCGGGCGAGAUCAUUAUGGGAUGCACGAGAGCGUCUUCAGAUCCGUCCUGCUGUCAGACAUCGACCUGCGGCGCAGUUUUGUAGGAAACGUCCUGCUGUCAGGCGGGAACACGCUGCUGCCAGGGCUCCCCGCGCGUCUGCAGCAGGAGAUGCGGCUCCUGUGUCCGGCGGAUCUGAGCGUGAGGGUCAGCAGCCCGAGCGAUCGAGACUUCUCCGUGUGGCGUGGCGGAGCGGCGCUGGCCAACAUGGCCGACCUCUGCGGCGCCUGGAUCAGCGCAGACGAGUACGAGGAGUUCGGCCCGCAGAUCGUCUUCAGGAAGUGCUUCUGAGCCGCCGCCGAUCUUAAAGUGCUUUUAAGUCUUUUAGACAGGGUUUUUGUUGUUUUUGGUGCUCUAGAGUGCAGUAGAGUAGGUGCCAAGUGCUGCUGUGAGUCUUGUAGGACUCUUCCAGAGCCUGUGUUUUUAGUUUCCAAGAGAAAAAUGACCUUUUUAAGCUCAACAUGAAGAGCUCUACAUGCAUACACUGGUUGUAUCAAUCAGAUUGUUUGUCUCUUUGCCACUUUAAUCAUGAUCUAAUCAAUCAUGUCUAAUAUGUAAAUUUUAUGUGUUUAAUAUAUCUAUGAGAUCUUAAUGUGACCUUUUCAGUGUUUUGAUGCUUUUCAUGAGGCUCGCAUUGCAACACUUUCUCGCGUCUGCAAUCACAUCUAUGAAUCUGGCUCACAUUGACAGGAGGCGUCACUGUAUUAGACGUGCGACGGAUCCUUUCCUCCAUGUGUUUCUCUGCUGUUCCUCAGACACCUGUGUGUGUGUGUGUGUGUGUGUGUUUCUGCUGUGUUUUGAUUUGCUGAGCAGGAUUGAUUAGUUGAUUUGCAUGAAUCUCACUUCACAUCUUUUCAUUUGUAUUUUCACUGGGGUUUUGUUUUAUCUGAGGUGGUUUUGAGCUGCAUAUGGAUCCGUCAGCGGCUCGUCGGUUGACGUCUGUGAGGUUUGCUCUUGUUUACAUGUUCACUAGCUGAUCCAAAUCCUGUGUGUUCAGAUUAAAGCGCUCCGGAUGUUGCUCGACGUGUUUGCCAUGAAUGCACUGUGACCAGCACGUGUUUAGCAUCAGUGUCUGUUAACUGGCUAAAGUCUGGACCUUUUUACA